AUGCACCCAUGCAUACAAGCAUCAGUACAAGUAUCAAAUGUACAGAACACAUGGUAUUCCUUUGAGGACGACAGAAUCCAUAAAGAUCGGUUCCUCAUGGCCAUCGGCCUGGGCACUCCGGCCAUUAUGAACCUCGUCACCAUCGACACCGGCUCGACACUUUCCUGGGUUCAGUGCCGACCUUGUCCGAUAAAUUGCCAUGAUCAAGCUGAAGAGUCCGGACGGAUAUUUGACCCCCUUCAGUCCUCAACUUACCAAAGCGUUGGCUGCUCAACUGAAGAUUGUGGUUAUGUGCAUGAAACACUUGGUAUUCCCUUUUGCUGCAACGAGGAGCAAGAUAGCUGCCUUUACAGCUUGAGAUAUGCAUCAGAAGAGUACACGGCCGGAAGCUUGGUCAAGGACAAGCUCACAUUAGGAAACAACUUCAGCAUUGAUGAUUUCAUGUUUGGCUGCAGUGGAGAUGACAGGUACAAUGCAGCUGAUGCAGGCAUUAUUGGAUUUGGGGGUGAGACUUACUCCUUCUUUCGUCAGGUAGUUCGCCAUACCAACUACACCACGUUCUCUCACUGCUUUCCUGGUAAUCAUAGAAACGGAGGAUUUCUAUCCAUCGGGCCGUAUGAUCGGUACAAUUUACAGUUCAUUCCGUUGGUCGAAUACGGCUCGCACGGAGAUAACCCGGCGUAUGCUAUUCAGCAGCUGGACAUGAUGGUCGACGGGAUACGGCUUGAAGUCGACCCGUCAAUCUACGCAACUCGAAUGACGAUACUGGAUUCUGGCACGAUCGACACGUUCAUUCUGUCCCCGGUGUUUCGUGCGUUUGACAAGGCGAUCACAGCGGCAAUGCUAGCAAAGGGAUAUGCCCGAGAAGCAGCUGGAAGGAAUAAAAUUUGUUUCACGUCCACUAGUGAUUCGGUGAACUGGAGAGACAUGCCAACGGUGGAGAUGAAAUUUGUAAGGUCUAUCUUGAAGCUCCCGUCAGAGAAUGUGUUCUAUCGAGUGUCAGCAGAUAAAAUUUGCUCCACAUUUCGGCCAGACGUUGCUGGACUGACAGGGGUUCCGAUUCUGGGGAACAGGGAAACAAGAUCAUUCAGGGUCGUGUAUGAUAUCCAAGACAGCAAGUUUGGGUUUCAAGCUGGCGCGUGUUGA
Molecule: messenger RNA, 1146 nt
Organism: Triticum turgidum subsp. durum (durum wheat)
Lineage: Eukaryota; Viridiplantae; Streptophyta; Magnoliopsida; Poales; Poaceae
Source: the annotation of a GenBank genome assembly